Enterospora canceri is the source of this 843-nucleotide messenger RNA. The record is from the annotation of a GenBank genome assembly. NCBI's taxonomy places the organism in Eukaryota, Fungi, Microsporidia, Enterocytozoonidae.
AUGAAUUUGGAAGAAGAAGUGGAAAAUAUUCGAUUGGCGCGACUUUACACGGUGCACGGAAACUACAAGCAGGCUACAGAUAUAUAUUUUGGUAUUCUAGAAGCAUUGAGUACGGAUCACGAGGUAUAUCCGUACGUGUUGGUUGAAUAUGCAAUCUGUAUGACUGAAUCAUUCUUCACUAAAUGCGAGAAAGACUAUUUGAAGUUGCUUAACGCAAAGAAGAGCAAAAUGGAGAUAAAUGACGAGGAUUUGGAGUGUGCUUGGGACUGUUUUGAGACUGCGCGACUCUACUUCGAGAAGUUGGGAAGAGCAGANGAAGUGGAAAAUAUUCGAUUGGCGCGACUUUACACGGUGCACGGAAACUACAAGCAGGCUACAGAUAUAUAUUUUGGUAUUCUAGAAGCAUUGAGUACGGAUCACGAGGUAUAUCCGUACGUGUUGGUUGAAUAUGCAAUCUGUAUGACUGAAUCAUUCUUCACUAAAUGCGAGAAAGACUAUUUGAAGUUGCUUAACGCAAAGAAGAGCAAAAUGGAGAUAAAUGACGAGGAUUUGGAGUGUGCUUGGGACUGUUUUGAGACUGCGCGACUCUACUUCGAGAAGUUGGGAAGAGCAGAUUACCUUGCUAAGAUACACAAAUAUUCUGCUGAUAUCCUUUCAUUCAAUAACGACUUUGCUACUGCUGUGAUUGAGUAUGAGAAAGCAUUGGAUUAUUGUGGUUCUGAUUUCGCAAAAUGUGCGAUACUUGAAGAUAUGGCUGAUUGUUACGGGAAUAUGAAGAAUAAGAAAAAGGUUCAGGAGAUUGAGAAAACAAUUGAAGAUAUUCAACUGAUAUUGGAGAAAUAA